AAACACACACACACACACACAGGGACAAAGAUGGGUAAGAGAAGGAUGUCUGAAAGCUAUACCAUCCCGGCUUCAGCUGAUGCGCUCCGGUACGCGCGAGAGAGCGCACACGCGUGAACGCAGUUGUAUGUUUUUAUGUGCGAGGCGCAACGUGCGGCAGAGACACGCGGGGUAACCGAGCAAACAAGGAUGUCGACUGCUGCUGAACAGCCAAAACAUUGCCCAGACUGUGGAGAGCUGUGCGGUUUUGGUGACGUCCCGAAGAAGCACACUUGCCAAAUGAUCUGUCUGACACCAAGACGUAAAUCCGAAGGGGCCCUGAUGGCUCUUUCCGCCCAGACACAAAGCUCUUCCUCCAUGGGGAACAUCGAGCUCAGCCAACCCUCACAUCUGGAGCUCUUGGACGCACUAAGCCUGGCUCCUUCAGCCACAUCUCCUCUUGCUCAUUUGCUGGUUCACCAAUGUUCUCCGACACUCCUGUCCUCUACUGCCCCUUCCUCAUUGUCUCCAUUCUCCAGGCCUGAGCAAGCAUUAGCCCAAAUGAGCACACCAUGGCAGGCCAGGUUAGCCAUGGAAGCUGGGCUCCAGCAGCUGACCCUGGAGGUUCAGGAGCAUGUAUCCAUACGGCUGGGGUCCUUGCAGGACGAGGUGAGGAGGAGGAACACAGAGGUGCACAGGGCUCGAAGGGAAAGCGAGAGAAUGGAGAAGGAAAAGCAAAACGCAGAGGAGAAGGCAGCAGAGCUGGAGCGCCAGGUGGAGGUUUCUGUGGAGAUGCUAGCCAGCCUGAGGAAAGAGCUGAUGGAGAGAGAAGAGGAGCUCAGCCUCAAACAGCAAGAGUCUGUGACUUGGACAGGUUUGUCCAAGAGACCGCUUUGAAGGAAGCGAGCGCCAAGCUUCGCCUGCAGAGCUUCAUCGAGAAUCUGCUAGAGAGAGCCGAGCGAGCCGAGCGACAGCUACAGGAGCUGCACACACCCUCACGUAUCACAUCACCCGACGGCUCCUUCACAGUUGCUGGAGGAGCGUUACACCAAAGGUGCUACAGUGAAUCUGCCAUUUCCAGGUGCUGCUAUUCACAAUGUGAUCACACAGGAAGCCCGGUGCAUAGAUCGGAGGUGUGUGAGGUGCUUUGUGAAGUGCAGUGUUACCAGAAGAACCCUUCAGACAUGGAGGCUGAUUCAGACAGCUGGUCCGUCUAUAGCACCGAGUCACUAGAGGGUCUGAAGCAACAUUACAGAAUCUACAACAAGAGAGAAAACCCCGCCUUCCGGCAUCACAGCCGUCAUCGUGGCAACAGGCCUGACCGAUCGGCAAUGUGUUUGAAGCAAGUGAAGAGGAGGGCGUGGCUUUUCUGCGUCUUUCCUUACCUAGACACACACUCGCUCCUCACUGCUGCACAGGUGUGUAAGGAUUGGUGGAGUGUUGCCCAUCACCCUGCAAUGUGGAGCAGAGUAACACUAGAAAAUAACCGCAUUUCAUCAAAGUUUAUGGUGACUAUGGCUCAGUGGUGUAGUGAGACACACACGCUCGUUCUACACAAUCUAAAACCUCGUACACGUGCCAAGAAGGAAAGUAAAGAAGAGUAUUUAAAGAACACAAGAGGGUGCCUGGAGGCAGGGCUGGAGGCGGUACUAAGAGCAGCAGGGCGGAGUCUCGUGGCUUUGACCGUCUCUCAUUGCACCAACAUUUUGACAGACAGGACUCUAUGGUUGGUCAGUUGCCACUGCAGAGCUCUGCAGACACUGACAUACAGGAGCUCAUCAGAUCCUGUGGGUCAGGAGGUGAUCUGGGCUUUAGGGGCAGGAUGUAGAGACAUUACCAGUCUAAAGAUUGCACCACUCCAGCCAUGCCAGCAGCCAAGUCGCUUUAGUAACCGCUGCUUGCAGACGAUUGGUCGAUGCUGGCCUCGCCUAUAUCAGGUGGGAGUGGGUGGAGCCGGCUGUGGUCUUCAGGGAUUAACCUCUUUGGUGAGGAACUGCCCUGGUGUGUGUGUGCUGGAGUUGGACCACAUGAGUGAGUUGAGCCAGCAGGGGGCAGCAGAACUGUGCAGGGAAGGACUACAGCAAAUACACACACUCAUCUUUAACUACACACCUGUUACUGCCAAAGCCAUCCUGCACUUUCAUAGUGUGUGUUUAAGGCUGAAGUGUAUCAUAGUGACCAUGAGUUCUGCAGAUUUCUUUGACGACCAUGAGAGUCAAGAAACCAGGAGAAUUUUUUAUGAGAUGGUCACCAGCCUGCAGGCGUUGAAAAAGAGGCCUGGGUUGUCAGACAUCCUUCAUGUCAGAGUGGACCAGGGUGACAAUCUACCGGCUCUUAAAGAAACCAAACACACACAUACACACACACACACACACACACACACACACACACACACACAAACACACUCACACACACACACACACACACACACACACACACUCACACACACACACACACACAAACAAACAAACAUAAUCCUUUAAGUAAGCAUCACGUUUGGGCUGUAUUAUACUGUAAUAUUUAAUGUCUAACAUUUACACACACACACACACACACACACACACAUACC
Molecule: messenger RNA, 2548 nt
Organism: Silurus meridionalis
Lineage: Eukaryota; Metazoa; Chordata; Actinopteri; Siluriformes; Siluridae
Product: F-box only protein 41
Exons: 14
Coding region: 552-2462 (636 amino acids)
Molecular function (GO): protein binding
Source: RefSeq, a predicted model, not a curated record